This is a messenger RNA of Fusarium musae, 1023 nucleotides long. RefSeq lists its product as uncharacterized. The transcript has 2 exons. NCBI's taxonomy places the organism in Eukaryota, Fungi, Ascomycota, Sordariomycetes, Hypocreales, Nectriaceae. The record is from RefSeq and is a predicted model, not a curated record. The coding region runs from base 1 to 1023 and encodes 340 amino acids.
AUGCUUUUCAAGCCGCUCGCCCUUGCAGCGACCGCCGCUGCUGUGCUCAUCGUCCCAGAGACCUCUGACAAGGACGACAGCAUCUUCCGCACUCUUCCCAUAGAGGUCGACACUUUCGAGAUUCCCGAGACCGCCUAUGGCCAGGUCGUCGACGUCCCUUGCCUUCAGUGCCGCGGCCAUAAUAGCCAGCUCGAACUCAAUUUCGGCAUUCAAGACCGUCGCCUGGUAUUAAACGGUUUCGAACUCUAUCCUCACGCCGACCCUUGGAAUGGAGACCUGUCGGCUGCUGUUAUCAAGGCCAACGGCAAGAGCGAUAUGCGACGGUUGGGAUACGGUUUGGCUAUUCGACCUGAAGGAGUCGAUGAGGAUCAACAUCUCGAGGUUGUCAAUGUCGAAGUUAGGAUCAUCGAAGUCGGCGACCGUUUCGUCGAUGGUGUCCCUCCUGUCAUAGUAAAGCUCAUCAAGGCUCCUGUUGGCGAGAUCAUCAUCGGAAGCAUCGAGGUCAAGGGUGAUGGCGAGAAGGCACCAGAGGACUGUGAUAUGUGGUGCCGCGCCAAGGGUAUGGUCCACGAUACCUGGAAGGAUGUCAAGGGCAAGUUCAAGGGCAAGGGUUGCCUUGGAAUGAAGGGUAAGGGUAAGGGACAUGGUCACGGUCGCAAGCCCCAUCACGGUCAUGGUAAGGGUGAGAACAAACCUACCGACAACUUCAAGCAAGGUCCUCUCGUCAACAAGGCCCCCGAACAGUCGUGGAGUGAUGUUUUCACACACGUCACGGCAUAUAUUAUCAUCCCUGUCCUUAUGGGUGUUGCUGCCGGUGUUGGAGUUGCAUUCUUCACCAUGUUCCUUUGUGCCAUGGUCCUCCGCGUGAUCCGCAUGUUCAAGGGCGAGUCCGCCGAGCCCGAGUCAGAGUUUGCCCCUGGUGCUGCUCACAAGGCCGCCAUCGCCGAGAUGCUUGUUGAAGACGAGAAGUCCGGUCUUAUGGUCGAUGAGGAAGCUCUUCCCCAGUACGAGCCACGCAACUAG